ACCGCAGCUGCAAUCCAGACAGAAGCACACUGAUGCCCACACAGCGUUUGUCUUUGCGCGCCGUACUGUACGUUACAGCAAAGAAGCAGUGUAGAGUGGAAAAUGCUGUACUGUAUUGAAUUGAAAGGCACCGUUUGUAGCCCGGGCCGCAUUUCCUUGACAGCACAAUUUCUCAACCCCAAGCCCCACCUCUAUCGGAUGAAAUGAGAAGCUACGGGUAAUUUGAUUGGUAGAGUAUGUGCUUGUCAUUGCUCGCACUGUACACCGGUGAAUGUAGAGGGGGCGGGUGAGAAAGACUAAGAAAAUUAUAAGGUCAUUUGAAUUACUGUACUUUGCUAGCUGCCUGUAGAUACGAAGUAAAAUGAAUACAGAGAUAAGAACAAGCAGAUGAAUUGAAUGGGAGUAAAGUACAGGCAGGCGCCGUACGAGUGUCAUAGUAGAGGAAGAGCGGCACAUCGCUUGCUAGCUCGCUAUUAGUGAGGACCGGGUGACAAACGCAUGAAGUGGCUAACGUUAGCUGAGAACCACAGCACAGGAAGGUUUUGCUAAGCCGAUCAAGGUGGAAUUGAAGAACGGGUUGUUGGUUCAUUACAUCAAAUUCACGGAUCUCUCUUGGGACCUUGAGGAUGUUGCGCCUGGCCUGUUGCACUGCCCUUCUAUUCCUGUUUCGGCUGAUCUUAGGGCUGCCCUGGCUGCAGGUUGUCCCUAGUCUCCUAAUUUUCUACCUGGGUUCCGGUGGCUGGAAGUUUGCACACAUCUUCUUGAAGACUGUGGGAAGAGAUGUGCAUGCGGCGGGCGUGCUGCUCAAGGUGAAGCUGAACGUGAAGAAGCACCUGCGGGAACGCAACACCAUCCCCAAGAUCUUCGCCGAGACGGUGCAGCGCUUCGGGGACAAGACCGCCCUGAUCUUCGAGGGCACGGGCGAGUCCUGGAGCUUCAGGGAGCUGGACGCGUACUCGAACCGCGUGGCCAACGUCCUGCUGCAGCGGGGCUUCCAGGAGGGCGACGUGGUGGCCCUCUUCAUGGAGAACCGCUCCCAGUACGUGGGGCUCUGGCUGGGCAUGGCCAAGAUCGGCGUGGAGGCCGCACUCAUCAACUUCAACCUGCGGCUGGAGGCCCUGGUGCACUGCGUCACCAUUUCCAACGCCAAGGCCGUGGUGUUCGGCACGGAGCUGUCUGACGCGCUGUGCGAAGUUCACAGCUCCAUGGGGCGGUCGGUGAAGUUGCUCUGCUGCGGGGACCUCGACCCCAAGCGGGUCCCGGAGGGGACGGAGAGCCUGGAGCGGCUGCUGGAGGCCGCGCCCGCGCACCAGCCCAGCCCACCUCAGCGCUGCUUCACAGACCGGCUCUUUUACAUCUACACAUCAGGGACCACGGGAAUGCCCAAGGCGGCCAUUGUUGUGCACAGCAGGUACUACCGCAUGGCUGCCCUGGUGUACUACGGCUUCAGAAUGAGGUCUGACGACGUGCUGUACGACUGCCUGCCCCUCUACCACUCUGCAGGUAAUAUUGUGGGGGUGGGACAGUGUCUAAUCCACGGCAUGACCGUCGUCAUCAAGAAGAAGUUCUCAGCCUCCCGUUUCUGGGACGACUGCGCUAAGUACAACUGCACGAUUGUUCAGUACAUCGGGGAGAUCUGCCGGUACCUGCUGAACCAGCCGGUGCGGGAGACGGAGAGGCAGCACAGCGUGCGCAUGGCGCUAGGCAACGGGCUGCGGCAGUCCAUCUGGGAGGAGUUCACCACGCGCUUCAACGUGCCGCAGAUCGCCGAGUUCUACGGAGCCACCGAGUGCAACUGCAGCCUGGGCAACUUCGACAACAAGGUGGGUGCGUGUGGCUUCAACAGCCAGAUCCUGCCCUUCAUCUACCCCAUCCGGCUGGUGAGAGUGGACGAGGAGACCAUGGAGCUGGUCCGAGACGUCGAUGGGGUCUGCAUCCCCUGCAAGCCAGGUGAGCCGGGACAGUUGGUGGGCAGAAUCAUCCAGAGUGACCCGCUGCGCAGGUUCGAUGGCUACGUCAACCAGUCCGCCACCAACAAGAAGGUCGCCAACAGCGUCUUCAAGAAGGGCGACAGCGCCUAUCUGUCAGGCGACGUGCUGAUCAUGGAUAAGUACGGCUACAUGUACUUCAAGGACCGGACCGGCGACACCUUCCGCUGGAAGGGAGAGAACGUGUCGACCACAGAGGUGGAGGGCACCCUCAGUCGCAUCCUGGACAUGAAAGACGUGGUGGUGUAUGGCGUGGAGGUGCCAGGAGCCGAGGGGAAGGCCGGUAUGGCUGCCAUCGCUGACCCCACACACGCCACGGACCUGGAGAAGUUCGGAAGGGACUUGGAGAAGGCACUACCCCCCUAUGCCCGGCCCGUCUUCCUUCGCUUCCUCCCGGAGGUCAACAAGACCGGGACCUACAAGUUCCAGAAGACAGAGAUGCGGAGGGAGGGCUUUGACCCUCGCCUGGUGUCUGACAGACUGUACUUUCUGGACCCCAGCAGGGGGCAGUUUGUGAAGCUUGAUCAGGAGCUGCACUCUAACAUCCUCUCGGGGAAGCAGAAACUGUGACCUCGCCUCAGCCCCCCCCGCCCC
This is a messenger RNA of Conger conger (European conger), 2582 nucleotides long. It is a transcript of the gene slc27a4, whose product is annotated as solute carrier family 27 member 4. Bases 627 to 2558 code for a protein of 643 amino acids. Gene Ontology annotation, biological process: medium-chain fatty acid transport; response to nutrient; long-chain fatty acid import into cell. Gene Ontology annotation, molecular function: long-chain fatty acid-CoA ligase activity; long-chain fatty acid transmembrane transporter activity. The transcript has 13 exons. The record is from RefSeq and is a predicted model, not a curated record. Gene Ontology annotation, cellular component: microvillus; endoplasmic reticulum membrane; plasma membrane. NCBI's taxonomy places the organism in Eukaryota, Metazoa, Chordata, Actinopteri, Anguilliformes, Congridae.